UGCUGAGGGAAGGAGAGGAGAAAGUGACAUCAACUCCUGUCUCAGCUAAGUCCACUGACCAAACGAAUGAAACUCAAAGGACAGAGGGGCUGGUGCGAGGCUCAGAUGGGAAGAUGUAUCAACUUUAUCCAGGCCCUCCUGGGCCAAAGGGGCCACCUGGGAAGCCAGGUUGUCCUGGCAGUGUGGGCAAUCCCGGGUUUAAAGGAGAAAAGGGAGGAGUUGGACCACAGGGUCGUCCUGGUCGGGUCGGAAAGUCAGGGCCUCCCGGACCACAAGGACCACCCACUUUAUAUCUAUGGAGGAACACAGCGGAGGAGUGGGCUCACUUUCAGCAAACAUCUUUCUUCCAGCUGUUGUAUGCAGGUUGGCCUAGAGAGAUGGGUUUACCUGGGCCACAGGGAGAAGUGGGAAAACCAGGCCCACAGGGACCAGCGGGUGAUCCUGGAGAAAAAGGAGCACCAGGGCGUCUGGGAGAUAUGGGUGACCCUGGACUACCAGGUGUGCCUGGUUUACCAGGGAUUCCUGGCAAAGAUGGAGAAAAUGGCCUGAAAGGACACCAGGGGGCUCCUGGGAUACCUGGCCCAAAGGGCCCUCUUGGCUAUAAAGGAGAAUUUGGCUCACCUGGUGAAAAAGGAGAUGAGGGUAUUAUUGGAGGAGAUGGCCGCAGUGGAGAUGUAGGAGAACCUGGAGAGAAAGGAUAUAAAGGGCUGCCUGGGUCAUCUGGCCCUCCUGGCCCUCAAGGGCCGCAUGGGAUUAGAGGGAUUGUGGGUCUUGAGGGCCCUCCAGGGACAGAUGGGGAAGAUGGAUUUGAUGGCCCACCAGGUCCACUGGGUCCACCAGGCCCUCCAGGUAUCACAGGUUUUGUUGGUGCUCAGGGCGUAAAUGGCUCACGGGGGGAGCCUGGACCUGCAGGAAACACCGGCCCCCCAGGGCUUCAGGGUGCUCUGGGAUUGGAGGGACAGAUUGGGCCUCCAGGGCUACGGGGCCCACAGGGUCAACCUGCCAGAGAAGGCACACCAGGCCCAAAAGGAGAUGCUGGACCUAUUGGGCCAACAGGGCUUCGAGGGGAGACAGGGUCUGAGGGCCCCAUGGGUGCAUUAGGAACACCGGGUCCAAAAGGAUUUAUAGGUGUUCGAGGUAAGAGGGGACCUGAAGGAAACAAGGGAGAAGCUGGGCCAAAAGGUGAAAAAGGUAUUAAAGGAAACCCAGGGAUACCAGGUUUCCAGGGUGAACAAGGACCCACUGGUUUUCCAGGGUUUCCAGGGGUCAAAGGUCAACCUGGACCAAGAGGCAGACAGGGAGAAGAUGGUGAGGUGGGACCACAAGGCAAAUCAGGAAAGGAAGGAACAAAAGGGAACAGGGGACCAGAGGGUCGAAAAGGAAAACCAGGACCGAGGGGACCAAUGGGUCGUACAGGUCAAAGAGGUCAUGCUGGAAUGCCUGGAACUCCGGGAUUUCCAGGUCCUCAAGGAGGAGUCGGGCCUGAAGGAAAGCCUGGUACACAGGGACCCCAAGGUGCUUCGGGUAACCCAGGAGAAAAAGGACAAAUGGGCUUACAAGGCAUUGCUGGGGAGCCUGGUAUAGAUGGAUCUUCAGGACCUCCGGGACCACCUGGACAAGAAGGACCCAUUGGCAGUCCAGGUCUACCAGGAGAGAGGGGGUUUUAUGGAAAGCCAGGAGCAGUGGGACCUCAGGGCUCUGUUGGCAUGUAUGGUUUCCCCGGAAGCACAGGCACACGAGGAAGACCAGGACACGUAGGAGAACGGGGAGAAGCUGGAGUGAAAGGACCCCCAGGACCAAUUGGGAAGCCUGGACCUUCAGGAACAACAGGUACACCAGGAGAAAGAGGACCUCCAGGACCACAAGGCAGACAAGGAGAUCCUGGACCUCAAGGAAUAGAAGGAGCAUGUGGUCCCCCAGGGCUGCAGGGAGCCAAUGGGAUGAUGGGAAGACCAGGGCCUUAUGGAAAAAAAGGAGCCCCAGGAGAUCCAGGCCCAAGAGGGCCUCCAGGUGCCCCAGGCUCUCAAGGUGAAAAUGGGUUGUCUGGACCAGCUGGGGAGAAAGGGGAGAAGGGAAUACUGGGUCCUCUUGGUGACAUGGGGCCUUCUGGACUUGAAGGUGAACAGGGUCCAUCAGGCCCAGACGGACCUGAGGGGUUAGUGGGGAGAAAAGGGGAUCAGGGAGAAAGAGGCCUCUGUGGUAAAAGUGGUCCCCAGGGACAGAAAGGAGAUAGUGGUCCACAGGGUACAAAAGGUCUGCAGGGUCCACCUGGGCUGCUGGGUAAAGAGGGAGAUGUUGGUAAACCUGGAGAUCCUGGUGGCCCUGGGCCUGUAGCAGAAAAAGGUGAAAAAGGCCACCAAGGGAUGAUUGGUUUAGAAGGGCCCUGGGGAGCUGUAGGAGAAAGAGGAGAGAGAGGAGCAAAAGGGGACAAGGGCAACACUGGUCUUAUAGCGGAACCAGGUCUUAUAGGUGGAGUUGGAGCUGUUGGGUUGAAAGGACUUCCUGGUGGGGUUGGAUCACCAGGGCCAGUAGGGUCAAAUGGACCCCCAGGGGAAAAGGGAGACAUUGGGCCAUCGGGCUUGCCCGGCAUGCCUGGAAAUACCGGGCCUCGGGGAAUAGCUGGUGUGGCAGGAGUGAGAGGAGACACUGGAAAGCCCGGACCACAGGGUUCUGAUGGGCCUGUAGGUCCUAAAGGAGAUGCUGGCCCUAAAGGCUAUGCAGGUCUAGAUGGAGAAAAAGGAGAUGCAGGAGACCCAGGGGAACCAGCAGAGCAGGGACCAGACGGCCUUCCAGGUAUUCAAGGACCCCCUGCAUUGCCUGGUCUUGAGGGGCCCCCAGGAGAAGCAGGACUUCAGGGACCACCAGGUCCACCAGGAGCAGAGGGAAGAAUGGGUCAACCAGGACCAGAGGGAAGACAAGGCAUCAAAGGAGACAAGGGAGAUGAUGGCAUUAAUGGACCACCAGGAAAUAUGGGUCUCACUGGUAGGAAGGGAAAAAGAGGCAAAGCUGGUUUAAGGGGCUUAAGAGGAACAAGAGGAGAGAAGGGAGCAAAAGGAGAGAUUGGUGAAAAAGGACAUCCAGGAUGGGAGGGGUCUAUGGGUAUCAUAGGCCCGAGAGGAGAGAAAGGUGAAGAAGGUGCAAAAGGAGAAAAGGGAGAGAAUGGUGAUCAAGGGCCACCUGGUCCACCAGGAAAAGAUGGCUUAAGGGGAAGCCAAGGUGCUUUGGGCCCACCUGGAUUCCCGGGACCAAAGGGGGAUAAGGGCAGUAAUGGUCUGUCUGGUCCAAGAGGGAUGCCUGGUAUACCUGGACUUCCUGGCUUGUUUGGAACAAAGGGUUUGAAAGGUUUUCAGGGGGCUUCUGGGCCAGCUGGAAAAAGGGGCCUUCCAGGACCACCCGGACCUCCAGGACCGCCAGGCCUCUCAGUGAACCUUACUAUGAACCAGAUUAAAGAUCUUAUGUAUGUCUCAGACAAGCCGAACUACUCACUCAUCCAGGUACUUUUGGAUUCUCUGUUCCAUGACCUGAGGCUGUUGCUGGAUCCUCCUGAUGGCACCAAAGAGCGACCAGCUUCAACUUGCAUGGAACUGUGGCUCUGCCACCCCAACUACACCAGUGGUUUCUAUUAUAUCGACCCGAAUCAGGGCAGCCCCGUAGAUGCUCUUUUGGCUUUUUGUAACUUCUCCGAGUCAAAGGCAGAGACUUGCCUUCACCCCAGAAUGGCACAGCUACCAAUGAGAGCAUGGUUGAAUGACUCUGUAUCAGAUAGUGCGUUCUACUGGCUCAGUUCCCGAGAGGGGGGUUUUACGUUUAAAUACUUAGGGCUCACAGUGGUGCAGAUCCGUUUUCUGAGACUUCAGAGCACCUCGGCGGAGCAGAGAGUGACGUACUCCUGCUAUCCGGGACACAGACUGGGCCAAACACAGCGACAAGCACGCUUCCUGACCAGCUCAGUGCAGCAAAGCUACCAGGGGGCCCUUCAGGACUGUGUGCCUGCUAAGGAAGUGGAUCCAGGGCCCCGGGAGUCUGUGUUUCAGUUUGUGGAUAAAGACCUGCUCCCUCUGCGGGACAUCGCAGUGUUUGCCAGCAGCAGCUUUUCACAUGAGUUUGGCUUCACUGUGGGCCCGGUGUGUUUCAGCUAAAGUGUGUGUGUGUGUGUGUGUGUGUGAGAGAGAGAGAGAGAGAGAGAGAGAGAGAGAGAGAGAGAGAGAGAGAGAGAGAGAGAGAGAUUAUUUUAAAGGGUAUAACCUCACACAGAAAUGGGAGCGAAAGAAGAAAGAGGUAAACUGUAUAACACGAGGAUGUAAGGAAGACCUGUGGGUUGUACCUCAUGCCCUUUCUAAUCCUCAUUACACAAUAAUGACACUUUAAAGGAGCACAUUUUUACUUGUGCUUUUCAACAAAUGAAACAUAAUUUCUGUUCAACUCAUUAGCAUUUUGUAAAUUGCAUAC
Messenger RNA from Silurus meridionalis, 4449 nucleotides. Its product is annotated as collagen alpha-1(I) chain. The transcript has 62 exons. Bases 114 to 4139 code for a protein of 1341 amino acids. Lineage: Eukaryota; Metazoa; Chordata; Actinopteri; Siluriformes; Siluridae. The record is from RefSeq and is a predicted model, not a curated record. Gene Ontology annotation, molecular function: extracellular matrix structural constituent.